Messenger RNA from Aureobasidium namibiae CBS 147.97, 903 nucleotides. RefSeq lists its product as uncharacterized. The coding region runs from base 1 to 903 and encodes 300 amino acids. NCBI's taxonomy places the organism in Eukaryota, Fungi, Ascomycota, Dothideomycetes, Dothideales, Saccotheciaceae. The record is from RefSeq and is a predicted model, not a curated record. The transcript is spliced from 4 exons.
AUGGUGUCGCUUAGCAGACGCCAGACGGCGGUCAUAUUGAGUGUCCUUUACCUUGGAGCCUUGACUGCAAUGGCAGCAUAUGCUGUCCACCAGACCUCCACGCUGUCGCUACCGAUUCCCUCGACUCUUACAACUCUCGCACUUGCACUCCCGAUCUUCGCAGGCGUGUGCAUGGAAACCAGUACUGCACUUGCAACUUCGCUGGCUCUACACCCGAAGCUUCGACAUCGACAUGCACGCAACUUCCCUACCGUUCUGCUGCCUUCUACCCUGACUAUCCUCGGCCUACUGAUCUACAUCACCGUAGUCGCGACACUCAGCGGCACCCACGUCUCACCCGCUGGCGGUCUCAACUGCGCGUUGAGAGAAAAAUGGCAAGCCAUGUUUUCGAAAGAGCAGGGUGGAAAGAUGAAGAGAAUCCAGGAGGCAUUUGAUUGCUGUGGCUUCAGAAGUGUGCGAGACAUGCCCUUCCCAAUCCCUGGACAUGGGAAUACCGUCGAUACGUGUUCGCAGCGCUAUGAUCGUCAGAUUGGUUGUGAGGGUGCUUGGAGAGACAAGGAGAGAACCGUCGCUGGUCUUAUGAUUGCUAUCGCCGUGGGCGUUUUCCUCUGGCUGGCCGUAAUCAUCGUAACGCCAGCAAUUCACCCGUCAUGGGCGCACGAGAGCAUGCGCCUUCCUCAUCGUGUCUUGGAAGAGGAGUCCGAUGCAGCGAACAGGGUCAUCGAAUACCCAUCCCAGCGCUACACGGAUGAUCCUGAAGGAGAUGAUUCAGAUACCCGUCGUGAGAUCACCGGGUUGAACAACGACUCUAGACUUGCGAUGCAGGUCGAGAGCUCAAGAGACAGUCCCAGCAAGCUGCUAGCCGAUCAGGGCGUCUGGAGAGGCGAGGACGGCAGAACUUGA